This is a messenger RNA of Plodia interpunctella (Indianmeal moth), 3815 nucleotides long. RefSeq lists its product as uncharacterized. NCBI's taxonomy places the organism in Eukaryota, Metazoa, Arthropoda, Insecta, Lepidoptera, Pyralidae. Gene Ontology annotation, cellular component: mitochondrion. The coding region runs from base 245 to 1765 and encodes 506 amino acids. Gene Ontology annotation, molecular function: zinc ion binding. The transcript is spliced from 13 exons. The record is from RefSeq and is a predicted model, not a curated record.
UCCAACUCUAACCGAAUGUAAAAAAAAUAUUUUGAACAAAUUAUUUUGGGAUUCACCGCAACAUAUAAAUUAUUGAUAAUUAUAUCGGGUAAGAAUGUCAUAUCGGCUAAUAUAAAAUAUAACAUCUUGUUGUCUGUUGUGUAUUUGUUAUAUAAUAGCGACAGAGUUGAGUCGUUAUAGAAAUAAGUUAUGUUGGAAAAGUUGUGAAGUGAAUUUGUUGCAAAAGUGUAAAGUGGUAGCGACCAUGCAGGAAUCUGGAGAAAAGAUUUGUCCAAAUUGCAAGCGAGAGAUACCAUCAGUCAAUUUCACAAUACACACUGUGCACUGCGCUCGGAACAUCAAACUGUGUCUGGUGUGCAAGGAGCCAGUACCUCAACAUGAGUUGCAGGAACACCACGAGAAGUUGCAUAAACUUUUGCCGUGCAAGCAAUGCGGCGAGAGCGUGCGCGGCACCGACCUCGAGGACCACGUCCGCGACUCGUGCGGGCACACGGUCAAGUCCUGCAGGUACUGUGAGCUGGAACUCCCUCGGCACGAGCUCCCUGCCCACGAAGGGUACUGCGGGGUCCGCACAGAACAAUGUUCAGAAUGCAAGGAAUGGGUCAUGAUCAAAUACAGACAGUUGCAUUUGGACUCCAAUCAUGGUUUCCUGAGAUUGGACGAUGAUCCUGUGCCAAUACAAAAAAAACCGCUGCCAAAAACAAACAACAAUCCAAUUAGAGACAUGCUAGCUUCCACGUCGAACAUCCGACCGGCCAACGGUUUGAGGACCGCUGACGGUCGCCUGCCCAGGUUGGCAAACGUUGGCGGCUCCAGUGACAGGAGCGGUGCUAGUGGUAUUGGUGAUGGUGAUAAUGGAAAUGUUGACAGACAUACGGCCGUACCGAGCAAUAGCAUUAGGAACGAGCUGUCAAACGGUGUCGGCCGCUCGGAGCCGCGGCUGGCCAAGCGGGACAACGAUCAGCCGCAACUCAGUCAUCACGGGUCGACGUCACGGGGAGCGGUUAAAAAACGCCCCGCGCCGAAGCCGCCCGCCAACCGCAAGCGGGAUUUACAGUACUACAGCGCUUUACAGAGAAAACAGAAUGAAGAGAAAGAGAGACAACAACAGUCCGCGUAUAAUACUUCAGUUGGUCUUCCCCCUGUGCUAAGUCCAGCGGCCAAGUUGGACAAACUCCGCAAAAUGGACGCCCUCCACAACAGAGAAACAGAGGACCAGGACUAUAAAAAUCGACUCCAGGGCCGCGUGUGGAUGAACGUCAGUGAAAAUAUCUCCCCGGGGAAUAGACUUGGACUCAACGAGAACCCAGUCCGCAACGAGCUGGCGGAUCUGAAACCUAUGACUCCAGCGGAGUUCAUGGCGCGCUUCCAGCAGCUGCAGCUGCAGGACGGCAGUCCGAGGGCCCACAGCGCCGGCGACCGCUUCAGCGAGAUCAAGUCUUCUCUGAGGGAGUUGAGGAGGGGACUCAAUGAGGUUACAGCGCCCUACAACGCCGGAGCCAAUAGCAAUCAGAAUGGCCGCCCCCGGUCGCGCAGUGCGUCCCCCGCUAACAGCCUGGAGGUGGAGCUCCCGUGCGAGUUCUGCGGGGCUCCGCUGCCCGCGCAAGACCUCGUGCAGCACCAGACGGGAUGCCGGCCCGACCUCACGCAGUACCGGCCGCCCGUCAUCCCGUGCGAGUUCUGCGCUGAGACUCUGCCGGUCUACCUCAUCACUGACCACCAGGAGCGUUGCAGGCGCGACCCCAAUCUGCUGUUCCCAGACUGAACUGUCUUCCUCGAGAGGACCGCAUACCCCAUGUCUUGUUUUAAAUGUCUGAAAGUCAUCAAUCACGUCAAAAUUCAUGUUAUAACCGCAUUUGUGUACACAUUAGCUUUUGCCCGUGGCUUCGUCCGCGUUUAUUACGUGCGUCUAAAUCUAAUCUAAAAUCUCGGGUUCUAAGGAACGUAUCGCGAUGAAACUUAUACUAGAUUUUAAGUUAGACCAUAAUAGCAUGUGGUCUAACUUAAAACCUGGUAUAGUGUCUUUGAAUUUGAAAACCGCAUCAAAUUCCAUGCUACGGUUUUUGCGUGAGGCGCAAACCAUACACUCUAAAAACAGAUUCUAAAAACAUUUUUUGGCUUCCAUUAAGACAUAUUAAUUUUUCUUGAAUAUCUCCUAUGUACGGACAUAGCGCACUUACAGUUUUAUUAUAUGUAUAUAUACAGAAGUAUUAAGGUUUACAAUAAAUUAACUUGAGUACAUAAAUAAUAAACAAAAUAUACCUAUAUUUAUUCUUGAACAUAGGACUAUGAUUAUAAGCUGUAAAUAGGGGUUUAUUUCCACAAGGUUUUCAAAAUAAAAUAUAUUAGUCUAUCAUCGUCUCAAUUAUGUUCAGAAAUAUACAUACAUUUUUCAUUUUUCAUACAUACAUCGAUUUACAAAUGAAAUGGUUAUAACAUGAGUAAUGACCGGAAGAAAUCUAUCUUCGGAAGUUGUGUUAUUUUUUAGAAAUAUCAUUCGGAUGGGUCGAAAGAUUAAUUCCUAUAUAGUUAGUUAUUAAAAAUAUAUAUAUACUUAGUAUAAUUUAUGAAAAUACGAGGCUUAAAACAAAAUUUGGAGUUUACCGUCCUCUUAAUAUAUAAACCUAGAUUAAAAUAACAAUACUCGAUAAAAUUAAGACUUAAAACAAUGAUAAAUCUAAUUAUAUUGACUUUUGUAUGUGGAUCUGUAUAAAAGUUGGUCUUUACAAUGCUAGAACUGUGGUUAGCACGAGUUUUAGCGAUCGACAUAAUUUAUAUGGAAAAUUAUCGCAUGUCAACUGUUGAUCCACACGGAAGUCACGUGUAUGUCAACUCUGUAGGACAAACGGAAGGACUAUGCGCGAUGGGUUGUGGUAAGACGUCAUGUCGUUCUUUCCAUUACCAUUUACAUUAGCAAUCAAAUCGACAAUGUUUUAUUUCAUUCGUGAUAAUCGAGAAAUGAGUGAGAAAUAGCAUGUUGCGCCUCAAAUGUUCCUUUGUGCAUUCGUGGCUUUUAAUGGCGCGCGGGUGAGAAGUCAAGUGCAAUUAUUGUAGAUAGUUUAAAUUCAUAUUUGUUUGAAUGACAUCGGCGAAACAUUUUCUAAUAUUUCUUUUCGAGUGUGUUAAUUGCUAAGUGUCAGAUUUUAUUAAGUCGCCAAAUCUGUCAUGGCUUUUACGACUACGUAUCGCGUGUUGUGGAAAGUAAUCGCGUACAUACUGGUGAAAUUAAACUGUCAACCAGUGUGCGGGUUUCCUCAAACCUGAAACCUUUUUGAUAAAAUCAAAGUUUUCAAAAGAUUCGGUGAAAUGUCACGCUGACUCGACUAUAACAUAUAGGAUAAUGACAAUAAAAUUAUAUACUCAAAAUAUAACGGCCCAAAAUGGCUAUCAAUUUUAUACUUAAAUUCUUUUAUACAUGUGCCAGAUUUACAAAAAUCUGUCCAUAAAGGAAUUUUUAACGAUGUAUAUUUUUGUCAUUACAAUACCAAAUAGUCAGGAUUGGUUCACAAACACCCAGUGUUGCCGGCCAAGAGGUUAAGCUAAAACAUGUUUUGUCACUAUUGCACAAUUACAAUAUUUAAGAGAAAUAAAUAAUAUUUAUUUAGUACAUACAUAUAAUGAAACCUAUAUUUUUCAUAACUUUACAAAUUUAUGAAAAAUACAGGUUGCGCAAAUCGCUCAGUGUUGUGUCCUGGCGUGAACCGGGACGCUGGUCUUCCGCGAAUGCCAAAAUAAAAAGUUAAAACAUGAAAACAAAAAAAUAAGAAAAGGUUUAAGUGAUUUUGAUAGAUCGAAACAACAUAUUUUAACUUGAA